Strongylocentrotus purpuratus (purple sea urchin) is the source of this 1981-nucleotide messenger RNA. RefSeq names its product TRMT1-like protein (gene trmt1l). Gene Ontology annotation, molecular function: RNA binding. The record is from RefSeq and is a predicted model, not a curated record. Gene Ontology annotation, biological process: tRNA N2-guanine methylation. The transcript has 9 exons. Lineage: Eukaryota; Metazoa; Echinodermata; Echinoidea; Camarodonta; Strongylocentrotidae. Gene Ontology annotation, cellular component: nucleus. Bases 134 to 1759 code for a protein of 541 amino acids.
AGUCCUUUUAAUUUUUUUAAUACGUAAACUAGUCUCCGCUCAAUGUCUUCCAAGUGCAGUGCAUCACGAAGAUCCGAAACGCCUGAAAAAGCACAGAACUGUAAAAUAAGAAAAAAGUGACAGACGCAGCAGCAUGGCAUGGGAAAGAAUAACAGAGUUGGGGACACAGGUGAAUGUGGCAUCUGGCAACUUGUCUCCUGAAAAAACUACGACAUUUUACAAUCCCAAAAUGUGUAAAAACAGGAUGCUUAUAUUAUGUGCCUUGACAGCUGUGGUCAGAGAGAGAGGUCGAGAGAAGGUAGAGAAGAGGAUCCAGAAAAGAAUGAGAUGCCUGGAUGCAUUUGGUGCUACUGGUAUCACAGGUCUCCAGUGGCAACUCCAUCACCAUGACGAUGUUGAGGUCACAGUUUCCGACAUCAACCCGGAAUCGGUAAGGAACAUGAGAAGGAACUGCAUCCUGAAUAACCUUCUUGCCGAAGAUAACCUGUCUGAUGGGAAGAGACUGGAACAGAGCAAUGAGAUGAUGAAAGAGGAGAGAGAAGAUGUUGAUAGGCUACACAGAGGAGGAACGGGGGUGGUUGUAAUUAGAAUUAAUGAAUCUAUGAAUAAAGAGGUGGCAGAGACACACUGUGAAAAGGUGAAGGAUCAGAGCGAUGAUGGGAAGAAUGAGAAGAUUUCAAAUGUAGCGACAAGCAGUGAAACACCAUUUUCUGACAAUGACUCAUCAAGAAAUGAUGGAACCGUGACCCUUGUCUGCUGUGAUGCCAAUUUAUUGAUGCGACAAAGAUUCUUUGACUUCAUAUUCUUAGAUCCGUAUGGCUGUGCCACGCCCUUCAUGGACUCUGCUUUCAGCAACAUCAGCAAUAACGGGAUUCUGGCUAUUACCUCCACUGACACAGCUUCCCUGUACGGGAAAUGUCCACAGGUCACACUCCGCAACUACGGGGGCCAAGUGGCCAAGUGCGAGUACCUCAAAGAGCUAGCAGGGAGACUGGUCGUAGCUGCAGCUGUCAGGGCUGCGGCAAGAUGUAACAAGGGUCUGGAGGUGCUGCUCUGUGUUGCCUUGGAACACUUUGUACUGGUCAUUCUCAGGGUCAGGAGAGGCUCUGGUCAAGCUGACCGUUCAGUUCAAGAGGUCCAACACGUCCUUCAUUGCCGGGUGUGUGGUCAGAGGAAGUUUGUUCCUUCUACUCUAACAGUUCCCAACAGCAUGUAUGACCACCUGUCUUGCACAUGCCACAAGAGUGCACCAUGUACGGCAAUGCUCCUGGGACCAGUCUGGUCUGGCAGUAUCUUUGAUGCUGGUUUCAUUGAUAGAAUGGCCCAUGCUGGCGUGGAGCUAAGACUCAGUAAAAAAGACUUGCAGCUUCUCCAUACUUUGCUAGAGGAAGCUACUUGUUCCGGCCCCAAAUCAUUGCAGAUGAACGCAUCAUUACCAGAGACAAAGGCACACCAGACAACCAUGGAAGCGGGUCAGAAGAGGGGCAGGCUAGUAGAUGCCAAUGACCUCUCCAACACACACGAUAAGAGAAGACGAUGCGAUGAAAACCAGGGCCAACCAGCCUUCUACUUUAGCUUACCCCAACACAGCAUCAAGAAUAUGGACAAACCAAGAAUUAAGACGUUCAUUGAAUGUCUCCGAAUGGCGGGUCAUCGGGCAAGUCGGACCCACUUUGAUCCAGAGGGAGUAAGGACCAAUGCUGCACUAGCAAAUUUCAAAGCUGUUCUGCAGGAUGCCUCCACCCCUACUAUGAAGUAAAAGAAGACAUCAUCUUGAAGAGAUAUUGCACUGUCAGGUUCUUGCAGCACUUUGGACAAAAUUUGUAUAGUGUACCAGUAAUAACAUCGGUUUGCAGCCCAGCCCCCCACUCCGGUGUCGGAAGUACCGCAUGCGUGUUCCCAAAAUGUCCGGUACAGGGGUACUUUUCACGCACCAAAGUCUGGCUCGUAGUACACAAAAAUCCAGCCCGUAUUGACUUUA